AUUACUCCCUUUGCUGUACAUGCACACACUGUUCUUCGUGCAGCGAUAUUCCGAGAUUCUUAUUAUUGGCGUCUUACCAAUAUAAGCAUAUCUUUUUCAGGCAAACUAAACAUGGCUAUCAACAAUCCAUUUUUUACAGAAUCAGCAACAAAAGUGGUGUUCGGGCAACGCAGUAGGCUUCCAUGCUCAAUAAUCCCUGGCUGAAGAAAAUAUUUGCAUUAAAUAGAGUCUGCAGGAAUGGUGUGAACCCCAUGACGACUUUAUCGGCGAUAUUAGAAAUAAUCCAUGCCUAAAACACAAACAAGCUGCGAGGUUGCAGUAUGUUGACUUCAUUUUUAUUCUCUGUUCUUUGGCAAAUUGAUCGAUAGUAAUUUCUUUCUGCUUUAGAGGAUUUAAAACAUUUAAAACACUUAUCUUUUAUUUAUUUGCCAAUAAAUACAUUCAAAAAUAACAUUGUUUGCAUGGAUUGUACAUAUUUGGGUUUUCGAUGUCCUUUAAAUGAAAUGCCCGUUUUGUUACGGUAUCAAGCGCAAGGUCACAAUGCGUGAGAUGAACAAAUUAAAGGUUUCUUCUCUCAUUUUAAAGGAAUAGAGACAGCAGUUGUGUAUUACUCUUCUUUAUUGUCACCGGGGUUUCUAUGGCUGUUAUUUGCAGCGUGGGGUGGUACUGUAGCGUGAAGCCAAGUGGAACUUACGCAGCCAGAUUAAGGACUCAAUACAUAUAAAUAAUAUUCCCCUAAGCGAUGACUAUGCAAUAAAAGGUGAUACAAGAGAGAGCUUUUUCCUAUUCAAGAGUGUUCCACCUCUUAAAGUGAAUGUCUUUUUGUUUUAAUACGAUGAAAUCCAAUUCUUUCCUCCCUCACUGCCACUUGUUUUAGUGCUUCACAGUUAUGUCAAUGAUGAAGAGAAAGUAAUACUGGUUAAGAAAUAAAGCUAAUCAAAAGGAAACUUUGCAUCACGCAAAUCAUCUGAUAAUGGCUUGAGAUAAAAGAAAUUCUGUUUUGACUCAACAAUACAUCUUCUUUUGCGUCGUAUCUUCAUCAAUAAUCAUUAUUUUCGAGUAGACAGACGGGAAAACAAUACGUGUCUUAUCUUGGGAAGUACGAUUUUUAGGUUUGCCGCGACAAGUGAUACAAUGCCUUCUAUUUGCGCUAAUCUAAACCAUGUUAGGCCUCAUUAUAUCUCUGACAGCGUCUACACUCUCGGUACUCUUAGCUGUUCUGUGUGUGGUCAUCCCUUUCCCAUCAAUUCAUGCGCGCGAGUGCAAAUGAGCUGUGAAGCUUGUGGCACCUUACACCGAGACACAAAUGCUACAAUUUCACAUGUGCCUUCGGUGUCAUUUUCACAUGCAUCUGCACUGUAUGCAGCGGCUCGCCUCUUUACGCAAGACACGAUCAAUGCGUUGGUGUCCCACGUGAUGUGUUCCCUCAAUGUCAAUGCUAAUCCAACAUGUGGUGAAGGGACUGCCGGCGAGACAGUGGAUGGAUCUCCAGUUCAAGGCAAGAUGCAGGUGGGCAUUACCGAGAUCGAUAAUCGUGUCAUUGAAGAGGCUCUAUGCGAGGGCUGUGGGGAGCACCGCCCGUGCAAAACUUUCGCGCGGCAAACUCGGAGCGCAGAUGAGGGACAGACGAUUUUCUUUCAAUGCACAGUGUGCAAAUUGGAAUGGCAACAAAAUUCUUAGUAUGUGUUACUAUAGAAAUUCAAGCAAAGGAGUAGUUCCUCAUCCAAUCUUUUCAUCACUGAAUAAAGUUAUGGCGAACGUAGUUCUUUCCUAGAUCGCUGCAAACGGAAUUCAGUUUCGUUGUCUGGGUGUACAUUAAAUUUUAAACGAGUCCUUGUAGUGAAAAAUAAAUAUUAACGACCUAAA
Molecule: messenger RNA, 1866 nt
Organism: Phytomonas sp. EM1
Lineage: Eukaryota; Euglenozoa; Kinetoplastea; Trypanosomatida; Trypanosomatidae
Source: the annotation of a GenBank genome assembly